AUGGGCAUUUGGAGAGCAGCUGGCCAGGCGAUUCUUGUUUCUGCCGAUUCUUAUUGGGGAGGUGGCAGACAUGAGGGUCUGGAGCAUGACUGGGAGGUCAGAGGUAAAGCCCCGGAAUUUACUCCUAGUGGUCAAGAGGACUACGGCUUGACAGAUUUAUGGAGGCUGGAUCUGGAGGUUUCGUAUUCACCCACGAGUCACCUUGUUCGUCUAAAAGGUGGCAUGGGGAUGCCUGCCUACCAGAGGCGUGCUGGCUCGACGACCAGUGAGUGUUUCACUAGGGCAUGUGAUUUGCGUGGAGGUGGAAGAGUCUAUUUCCCAUGUUCUCUUCGAGAGCCCGCGGGUCGCUCAGAUCUGGGGGUGCGCCUCGAGCCUCCCCGACGCUCUGCAUGGGUGGAAGUUGACCGAGGAGUUCUGCACUUCCUAAAGUUAUCGUCUCAGAGGCUCGAACUUGAGGAGCAGGGGAUUAGGGCUGCCUACCUGGCCUACCACUGCUGGCUAGAUAGGAAUGCCCGGGUCUUCAAGAACAGCAGAGUGCAUCCGAGAUGGACGGAGGACGAUGAGGCCAGUCACGGUGACCGCCCUCUGAGGGUGGACAGGGGUAUUGGCAAUGUUGAGAUGGCCUCCUUGAUUCGACCGGUAUUAGCACAAGAGGUACAGGAGGCAGUUUGGGCGCUGGCUGCUGACAAGGCUCCAGGGCCCGAUGGUUUUCCUCCCUUCUUCUUUCGGAAGUACUGGGGCAUUAUCCACCGAGGUGUGGUGGAGGCUAUCCAGUGUUUUUUUGCCCAGGCUGCGAUGCCCGAGGACUGGAAGGCCACAUUCAUCACGCUUAUACCAAAGCGUCAGGAUGCGGUUGAGCCCAGUCACUUCAGGCCUAUUAGCUUGUGCACAACCUUAUAUAAGGUUGUGGCAAAAAUUAUGGUGGGCAGAAUGAAGCCUCUUUUACCUGGUAUCAUUAGCCAUGAGCAGGGGGCAUUUGUAGCUGGUAGAAACAUUUCACACAAUAUUUUGUUGGCUCAGGAAAUGAUGUGGGAUCUUCUAAGAGCAUCAAAGAGGCGCAGCUUGAUGGCCAUCAAGUUGGAUAUGGAGAGGGCUUACGACAGGAUCAAGUGGAGCUUUCUCAAGCGAGCACUGGAGGCGUACAGUUUCCACAGGCAAUGGAUUGGAUGGGUCAUGGGGUGCAUCCGAGGACCAAAGUUUUCUAUCUUGAUCAAUGGCACACCCACACUAUUCUUCGAGUCCACCUUGGGAUUGCGGCAGGGAUGUCCUUUAUCCCCAUACUUGUUUAUUAUUUGUGCUGAUAUCUUAUCACGAACCCUACAGAGAGUUUGCGCCGACCGGGAGCUGGAGGCGUACAUUCCAGCACCGGGGGCUCGACCUCUCUCACAUUUAUUUUUCGCUGAUGAUUGCCUUCUUUUGACCAGGGCACGAGUGACGGAGGCACGGGCUCUUCGCAGGGUGGUGACGGAGUACUGCAUGGAGUCCGGCCAGAGAGUGAAUUUCAUGAAGUCAGCUAUCACGUUCAGUCCCAGCACGGAUAUUAGAGUCCGACAGGAGAUCCGAGGGAUAUUGCAGAUACCAGAGCAGGAGGGGACGCUGACCUACCUGGGAGUUCCCAUCAGUGGCAGGCGGCCACGAGUAGCAGAGUGCUCGAGCCUGGUACAGCGAGUCCAGAGCAGGCUUGAGGGAUGGACAGCGUCUUCCCUAUCCAUGAUGGGGAGACUGACUUUGAUUAGAUCAGUAUUGGGUUCCAUACCAUUGUACCUCAUGGCUCACACUGUGAUACCAAAGACGACUCUGUUGAGGAUCGAGCGUCUUCUUCGGAGCUUCUUGUGGGGAUCACACGGUGGGGGCCAUGGUGUGCAUUUGGUGGCUUGGGAGCAGGUUUGCCGUCCUACUAGUGAGGGUGGCCUGGGGGUGCAAUCUUUGAUGGGGAGGCGUGAGGCUCUCAUUGCUCGGCAUGCGGCUCGGUUCCUGCUUGAGCCACACAGCCUGUGGAGUCAGGUGAUGGCAGCUAGAUAUGGCCGUGGGGGCCUAGAGGGAGUAUGGCGGGGUCGCCGAGUCUCUUUCAUGUGGCGCGAGAUUGGAAGGUAUCUGCUGACUGCAUCAGCGAACACCAGAUGGCUGAUAGGUGACGGCAGGAGCAUUGAUGUGACCAGUGAGCCGUGGGUGGACACCCUCCCAUUGAGGAGGUGGCCGAUCAUGGUUAGCAUAGAGGCAGCAGAGGGACUACGGGUUUGCGACCUUUUGGCAGCAGGUGGAGCAGAGUGGGAUGACGCUAGACUUCGACAGUUAUUUGGGGUACAUCUAGCAGCGAGGAUCCGGUCCAUCCCGUUACCAGGAUGUGCAGGAUCGGAUGUUAGGGUAUGGGGUACCUCGAGCCGGGCCAGGGUCAGGCUGGGAGACCUCACCCGUGUCAUCCAGCCAGAGCAGGAUAGGGGGCCAGAUUGUGCUUGGAUCUGGAGGUACGGCCUCCACCCGCGGGUAGCCCUCUUCUUAUGGAAGGUUUUCUGGGACCGCCUGCCGACGAGAGUAGCACUGAGCAGGCGUGGAUGGGGGAUCCCCGCAGAGUGUGGGACAUGCGGAGCCGCGGAGUCAGUGGACCAUGUGCUCUUCCAGUGUAUAUGGGCGAGGCUCACAUGGCAGUGGGCCGGGGUCCCGCAGGAGGCUCGGAGUGAGCGGCUACAGUUUCUUCACACGAUACGGCAGUGGCUAGCCAGCACGAGGACGAGUCAGGAGGCCAUUAGAGCGACUUGCACAGCGCAUCAGAUUUGGCUGGCAAGGAACGCUCGGACCCUCGGUGACCGCAGGGUGUCACCGCGUUUUGCUGCGGAGCGUGCUCGUGUACAGGCUUCAGAGAUCAUGCCCACCCACUCUUCAGAUAGGCCUUUGACAGCUCAGGGCACCUGGGGCCCCCCUUCUGCUUCGGCAGCUCACCAGAUGAUCUAG
Molecule: messenger RNA, 2949 nt
Organism: Phoenix dactylifera (date palm)
Lineage: Eukaryota; Viridiplantae; Streptophyta; Magnoliopsida; Arecales; Arecaceae
Source: RefSeq, a predicted model, not a curated record